AUGAACAAACUAAAUCUUUUGCCGCGUGCGACUCGUUCGGCAAAGAAGGAAAAAUUAGUGAAGAAAAAUGCCUCAAAGAAAGAAACAGGCGUCUCGACUGAACCGCCGCACACCGUCGACUGCGGGUCGAAUACUGAGCUCAGCAUGGCGAAGCUUAAAGAGGUCGUUGACGGAGACCAGCCGAAUGAGGUGGUGAAAAUGCUGAAGAGUGCAGUUCCAUCUGAACGCUACUUCGAACUGAUCGCUGAGGAGAGACGCAAGGCUUUAGACGAAGCACUGCAAGAAAAUCUGCAGUUAUCGCAGGAAAUCGCCAGACUACGUGAGGAAAAUUCCCAGUUGAAGGUACUGGCCGAGGAAGGACUUAAGUAUGCCGAGAUCCUUCGUCAGGUUGUUGGCGACGAGGAACCAGCGAAUUAG
Messenger RNA from Soboliphyme baturini, 417 nucleotides. The record is from the annotation of a GenBank genome assembly. Lineage: Eukaryota; Metazoa; Nematoda; Enoplea; Dioctophymatida; Soboliphymatidae.